UCAAAGGCCUCGAGAAAUCGGCUCCAGGUUAAAAACGAGAAGGAAUUUGUCUCCAGGAAUCUCAAACACUGCACGCCAGUUUUGCUGUCUCUGUCUAGAUAUUUAAGUGGAGCAAAGGAUUUAAUCGACCAUCCUGUGGACACACCAGUCACACUGGGCAGAGGCUGGUCAUCUGCUGAAUUUCUAGGAAAGGAUUCACUCAGUCAUCUGACCUAAUGGCUCACCAGCGAGUUCACACCAGGAAGCGGCCAUUCACCUGCUCGGACUGUGGGAAGGGAUUCACUCGGUCAUCCGACUUACAGAGUCAUCAGCGAGUUCACACCGGGGAGAAGCCGUUCACCUGCUCAGUCUGUGGGAAGAGAUUCACUCAGUCAUCCACCCUACAGAGUCAUCAGCGAGUUCACACUGGGGAGAAGCCGUUCACCUGUUCUGUCUGUGGGAAGGGAUUCACUCAGUCAUCCACCCUACAGAGUCAUCAGCGAGUUCACACUGGGGAGAAGCCAUUCACCUGCUCAGAAUGUGGGAAGGGAUUCACAGUGUCAUCCAACCUACAGAGUCACCAGCGAGUUCACACUGGGGAGAGGCCGUUCACCUGCUCAGACUGUGGGAAGGGAUUCACUUGCUCAUCUAAUCUUAAGGUACAUCAGCGAGUUCACACUGGAGAGAGGCCAUUCACCUGCUCAGACUGUGGGAAAGGAUUCACAGUGUCAUCUGACCUACUGACCCACCAGCAAGUUCACACUGGGGAGAAGCCGUUCACCUGCUCGGUCUGUGGGAAGGGAUUCACUCGGUCUUCUGACCUACAGAGUCAUCAGCGAGUUCACACUGGGGAGAAGCCGUUCAGCUGCUCAGUCUGUGGGAAGGGAUUCACUCAGUCAUCCAACCUACAGAGUCAUCAGCGAGUUCAUACUGGGGAGAAGCCGUUUACCUGCUCAGUCUGUGGGAAGGGAUUCACUCAGUUAUCCAACCUACAGAGCCAUCAGCGAGUUCACACUGGGGAGAAGCCAUUUACCUGCUCGGAAUGUGGGAAGGGAUUCACUCGAUCAGACACCCUACAGAGGCACCAGCGGCUUCACACUGGAGAGAGGCCAUUCACCUGCUCAGACUGUGGGAAGGGAUUCACUUGCUCAUCUAAGCUUAAGGUACAUCAGCGAGAUCACACUGGAGAGAGGCCAUUCACCUGCUCAGACUGUGGGAAGGGAUUCAGUCAGUCAUCUCAACUACUGACCCACCAGCGAGUUCACACUGGGGAGAAGUUGUUCUCCUGCUCAGAAUGUGGGAAGGGAUUCACUCAGUCCUCCGACCUACGGAGUCAUCAGCGAAUUCACACUGGGGAGAAGCCAUUCACCUGCUCAGUCUGUGGAAAGAGAUUCACUCAAUCAUCUGCCCUACAGAGUCAUCAGCGAGUUCACACUGGAGAGAGGCCGUUCACCUGCUCAGAAUGUGGGAAAGGAUUCACUCAGUCAUCCCAACUACUGGCACACCAGUCAGUUCACAGUGGUGAGUGGCCGUUCACCUGCUCAGAAUGUGGGAAAGGAUUCACUAAGUCAUCCCAACUACUGGCACACCAGUCAGUUCACAGUGGGGAGUGGCCGUUCACCUGCUCAGAAUGUGGGAAAGGAUUCGCUAAGUCAUCCCAACUACUGACACACCAGUCAGUUCACACCGGGGAGAGGCCGUUCACCUGCUCAGACUGUGGGAAGGGAUUCUCUCAGUUAUCCCACCUGCAGAGUCAUCAGCGAAUUCACACUGGGGAGAAGCCUUUCUCCUGCUCAGAAUGUGGGAAGAGAUUCACUCAGUCAUCCAACCUACAGAGUCAUCAGCGAGUUCACACUGGGGAGAAGCCGUUCACCUGCUCAGAAUGUGGGAAAGGAUUCACUCAGUCAUCUCAACUACUGGCACACCAGUCAGUUCACACAGGGAAGAGGCCGUUCAGCUGCUCAGUCUGUGAGAAGAAGUUCACUCAGUCAUCCCACCUGCAGAGUCAUCAGCGAGUUCACACUGGGGAGAAGCCGUUCACCUGCUCAGAAUGUGGGAAGAGAUUCACUCGAUCAUCCACCCUACGGAGUCAUCAGCGAGCUCACACUGGGGAGAAGCCAUUCACCUGCUCAGAAUGUGGGAAAGGAUUCACUCAGUCAUCCGACCUACGGAGUCAUCAGCGAGUUCACACUGGGGAGAAGCCGUACAGCUGCUCAGAAUGUGGGAAAGGAUUUACUCAGUCAUCCCAACUACUGGCACACCAGUCAGUUCACACCAGUCAAUCGUUAUGAAUCUCUAGGUUUCGUUUGCUGUGGACUGUCAUUUUAAGAGAGAGAUAGAGAGAGAUUAAGAAGGUGAAUCAGUCUGACUGGCAGCUUGUUUACAUCACUCGCAGCUUGUUUAGUUUUAACCGAGGACACAGACACUCAGAGUCAGACAGAGACGAAAGAGGAAAAAUGGAAGGAUCGAAACAAGGGAACUGGUGGCCAAGAAUCUAUGUUUAGAACUUUCCUAUGCCCACAAGGGUGGGUUACUUAUCGAUUCAGCGUACAUCGAAUGUGUAGUUAUCACCUCGUUUGAUCCAUAGGAGUGGAUUGGAUUUGGGGUAUCCUGUGAAGACCACUUAUGUGUUAACCCUUGCCUGGGUGUGGUGUGGUAAUUCACUUGAAGACGAUACCUGUUGUGACAAGGCACUUUCGGUGAUAAUUCGUAUAUGGAUUUGGAAGGACGACGGACAAAAUCUACAAUGACCGUUCUCUCAUUUUACCACCAUGGAACCAGUGAAAUUCGACAUAAUUGCCUUCUCUCGACAUUUACCCUGGAUUACAAAUAUCUCUCUCAUCGCCUGUUCUGUGGAUGAACUGAACUUUCAUACUUUACCAUUUUCAAUACUCCUGCCUUAUUUCCCCUGAGCUCAAUAGUUUGGGAGUUAUACUUACACACAUAUAUAUUCACGUAACACUGUUAACUUUUGUUUAUCUUGCUUAAAUUACUAUAUUAUAAGUAGAUACUAAUAAAGAUAGUGGUUUUAACAUCAAAACCAGACUUCAGGUGUAGACUAUUGCUGCUGGUUCAUUUCUAAAGCGUUACGGUUCGUAAUAAAAUUGGGGCCUGCGCCCAGGAUAUGAACAAAUUUGGGGGCAUAUUGAUUGAUUAAUUAUCAAUUUCAUUGGGGAAAUCAUUUUUGAUUUAUUUAUGUGUGGAAAAUCAGUAGCAAUGGAUGUUGAUAGAUUUCUGGAAGCGCCAACCUCUGAGGCAUUAGAGGACGCCAGAAGGAUCGAGUUGUUGAGUAUUGCUAAAAGGUUAAAACUUGCUAAGGUGAAAAUGACAAUGAGGAAGGCACAGGUGCAGAGAAUAAUAGCUGAGCAUUAUGUAUCUGAGGGUGUGUUUAAAGUGGAGGAGUUGGAGGUGUUUCCUGAAAGUAAACCUAGUGAGCUUGAGCUCCCGUACAAGUUAGAAAAAUUAAAGAUGGAGGCUGCAGAAAGGCAGAGGCAGUUUGAGGCUAGAGAGGCAGAAACAGAGAGAAGAGGCAGAAAAACAGGAGGAAGCAGAAAGACAGAGGCUGUUCGAGCUGGAAAAGAAAGAGAGGUUGCAGCAAAGGGGUCUAGCGUUAGACUCUGGUGAUAAAGUUUGAGGCCAGUCAGGAAGUUAAAUUGGUACCUCCAUUUGACGAGGCAGAGGGUAAUAAAUACUUUCAGCAUUUUGAGAAGUUUGCUCAGAGUUUAAAGUGGCCAAAAGAGGGUUGGCCUAUUCUCUUACAAAGUGUAAUUAAGGGGAAGGCUUAGCAAGCCCAUUCUGCUUUGACAGUUGAUGAAGCAGCUGAUUAUGACAUAGUGAAACAGGCUGUGCUCAAAGCUUACGAGUUGGUCCCAGAAGCAUACAGGCAAAAGUUUAGAAAUUUAAAAAUCUGUGAACCAUACUUAUAUGGAAUGAUUCUCUUGGGGCACUAGAUGGAGUAAGUCACAAUUUGGCUUUGCUCUGUUCAUUUUUCUAUCUUUUUACCACCCUUUUACUAUCUGUAUUAAAGUGUUUAUAACACUUUUAUAUGUUUGAACUUUGAUUUUUAAUCGCUGAAAACGAGUACCAGAGGGAAAAAGGCAUUAGCCGAAGGCAAGGAAGCUGGUAAUGAAAAUGGAAGGAGAGAAGGUGACUCUCAACAGCCUAAGUCUCAACUCACCUUGGAGGCUCUGUCAAAGCUCCUGGAUGAUAAAUUCGAUUCAAGAUUUUCUAAUUUGGAAGUAUUGUUAAAGGAGAUUGAAAAGUAGAUUGGGAGCAUUUCAGCAGGAAUGUGACAAACAACAACGGCAAAUUUCCAAACUUGAGAAAGCUGGUAGACAGAGAGACCGCAAGCUAGAUUUGCUGGAAAAGAAAUUAACUUCGACCACUCAAACACUGCAACAAUAUAAAACUAAGAUUAUCGAACCUGGUAAAUCACAGUCGUAGAAAGAAUUUGAGAAUAAUAGGACUCAGUGAAGACGUUGAGAGUGGUGACCUUACUGAAUUUUUUUCUCAAUUUUUAAUGACGUGUUCGGCUCUGAAGUUUUUUCUACUUCCCCUAUACUUGUUUGUACCCACCGGGCUUUAAGAGCAAAACCCGCUAAAGAACUGAAACCUUGACCUGUUAUACUACAGUUCCACUAUGUGCAUAGCAAGGAGCAUUUAAUUCAAAUUGCCCGUCAGAAAGGGGUUAUUGAACACGGAGACCUCAAGUUUUGUUUGGUUGAAGAUUACAGUCCUGAGGUAAUGCAAGAAAGAUUGCUUUUUAAACCGGUGAUGUCCGAGCUCUAUCAAAGAAAGUUCCAACCAGCCCUGGUAUUUCCAGCUUGCCUGAGGGUUGUUCUGCCCGAUGAAUCACGUAGAUGGUUUAAAUCUAUGGACGAAACGCAUCAAUUCCUUGAGAAUCAACGUUUGAUCUCAGCUGUCUAAUAAAUUUACUGUCUUUUCAUGUCUAUUCAUUUGCAUUAUAAGUUAAUAACCGGUUCAUAGAUUUGGACUUUUAAAGUUUGAAGAAUUUUUCCCUUGGUUUGAUAAUGCUCGUACUUGGUUUUGGAGUAUGGAUAUUUAUCAUGCUUUUAUGUUAAAGUUUCUUUUUUUUUCUCCCUUUAUUAAUUUAUUUUAUUUUCAAUUAUUUUUGAAAAUAAUUAAGAUUUUUUUCUUGAAAUAUUAAUAAGAUUGUGUUCUGUUUCACUUUACAAGAUCUUGCCUUUCAAAAUGUUUUACAAACGGCUUUUUUUUUUAAACUUUUUUUUGGUGUCUUUUUAUGGCAUUCUUUUCCCAAUGUUUUGACUGUGGGUGGUGUUUUGCAUUCUUUUCAAUUUUGGAGACUUCCCUUCAAGAGAGAUGGGGGUAGGGAAGUGUCCAGAUAGCCUUCUGACUGUCUAUUGGCCAGUUUUUGGGCUUUUGUGGUUGGGGGGUGGGGCUAUUUUUAGUUUAGUUUUUUCCACCUGGGCUGAUCUGAAACUACAAAUAUGUCUGAAUUGUCAUGACUUCCAGUUCCUCUUUAAACCUUUUUCCCUCUUCCUGAUUCAUGAGUUUCCUAUGCACAGUUAACCCUUUACACAGCAUAUGGUUUUUUCAAGUAGAAUUGAUAUUAUUAACUUUGUUUCAUGGAAUACGAAUGGUUUGAAUCAUCUGAUUAAAUGAAGAAGAUUGUUAAAGUUUUUCAUAGAUUGCUUAGAUUAUCUUUGCCCAGGAAACUCAUGUAAGGAAGGAGGAUAAUGAGUUUUUUUUUAAGGUUUUGGAAGGGUUAACAAUUUCACUCCAAUUCACAGGCUAAGGUGAAUGAGUGUCUAUUUUCCUCAAUUUCAUUUGUUUACUAUGAAACAAUUUCAGACCCGAAUGGUAGAUUUCUGUUAAUUACUGGUUUACUUUAUAACCAAAAAGUUGUUAUGGUUAAUAUCUAUGCACCAAAUGCCAAUUGUCCUGAAUUCUUUUAGCAUUUAUUUGCAUCUCUUCCUAAUUUAAAUGAAUAUACGUUGAUAAUGGGUGGAGAUUUUAACUGUUGCCUGAAUCCCUCGAUGGACAGGUCUGUGCCCAGUCAAGUACUUCCAAAUAAAUCUCCUGUAUUUAUUAAUUCCUUUUUAGUUGACUCCGGAAUUUUAUAAGUUUGGAGGUUUUUAAAUCCUAAUGAUAAAGAGUUCUCAGUCUUUUCUCAUGUAUAUCACAAUUACUCUAGAAUUGAUUACUUUUUUAUUAUAUCUCGAUUAGUUUCGUAUGUUCCUGCCUGUAAGUACGAUGUAAUUGCCGUCUCUGAUCAUGCACCCCUGACACUAUCAAUCAAAGUAACUGAUGUAACUUUCAAUGCUAGUCAAUGGCGGUUCAAUUCUACUCUGCUUCAGGACUUAAAUUUUGUUAACUUUAUUUAAGAACAGAUUGCCUUUUUCUUCUCAACUAAUUUUACGGAAGAAAUUUCCAGUGGGAUAUGAUGGGACACUUUUAAAGUAUAUAUCCUUGGGCAAAUUAUUUCAUAUUCUGCUGGAUUGAAAAAACAAAUAAAUAAUGAAAUACAUAUAUUGGUUGAUAAGAUUAAAGAAAUUGAUAAAAAAAUAUUCUGCUGCUCCUAAUUUGGAGCUAUACAAAAAAAGAGUUGAACUUCAGAUGCAACACAGUUUGUUAUUAACAUCCCCAAUUGGAAAUCAAUUACUUAAAACUAAGAGUCAAUUUUAUGUACAUGGUGAUAAAUCGGGUAAAUUGCUGGCCAACCAAUUGAAAGCUGCUUCAGCUGAAUGUCAGAUUAUUAAAGUUCUUAAAUGGGAUGGUACUUUGACGGCUGAGCACAAGGAAAUUAAUAAAUCUUUUCAAGAAUUCUAUACCUCUUUAUACCAAUAAGAAUUUCCUGACGAUUCUACCAUAAUGCAUGAAUUUUUAAGAUAAUUGAAUAUUCCAAAAUUACCACUUAAUGAAUGUUCAACAUUAGAUGCAUCCAUUACGGAAGAAGAAAUAAAGAAAGCAAUUUUCUCAAUGAAUUCCGGUAAAGCACCUGGCCUGGAUGGGUAUACAGUAGAAUUUCAAAAAUCUUUUUCAAGUCUACCUUCUCCUUGGUUAUGUAGAAUUUUUAAGGAUGCCUUAUCUGUAGGUAAAUUACCACAAUCUUUUUAUGAAGCAUCUAUUUCUUUAAUUCCUAAAAAUGAUAAAGACUACACUGAAUGUGCAUCAUAUAGACCUAGAUCCUUGUCAAAUGUGGACUCCAAAAUUUUUUCCAAAAUAUUAGAAAUUAGAUUGGAAAAUGUAUUGCCACAAAUUGUCUCUGACAACCAGACAGGAUUUAUUAAAAAUCGAUAUUCGUAUUUUAAUGUUAGGAGGUUGAUGAACAUUGUAUAUACUUCUUCAUCUAAAACUCCAGAUUGUGUUAUUUCACUUGAUGCCAAGAAGGCGUUUAAUGGAGUAGAAUGGAAAUAUUUAUUUAACAUAGUUGAGAAAUUUAAUUUUAGCCCAAAAUUCAUAUCUUGGAUUAAAUUGAUAUAUCAUAUACCUUUGGUUUCUGUACUUACUAAUAAUCAGAGAUCCCCUUUUUUAGGCUUUUUUGAGGUACUUGAUACGGCUGUCCUUUAAGCCUUUUACUAUUUGAUAUUGCCUUGGAGCCCUUGGCAAUCGCUCUUCAUGAUUCACCCAAUAUAUUUGGCAUUAUUCGUGGGAAUGAGACACAUAAGGUAUCAUUAUAUGCAGAUGAUCUGUUGCUAUAUAUCACUAAUCCAGAGAAAUCCAUCCCUGCAGUAAUAUUAUUUCUUGCUCAGUUUAGUAGUUUUUCUGGUUAUAAAUUGAAUCUUAAUAAGAGUGAGCUUUUUCCAUUAAAUAUGCAAGUUCCAAUCUAUAGACAAUCACCAUUUAGACUGGUUACUGAUUAUUUUACUUAUUUGGGUGUUAAAAUUACUAAGAAGUGUAAGGAUCUAUUUAAAGUUAACUUUUUACCCUUAAUUGAUCAUGUUAAACAACUGCUUACUAAAUGGUCCCCAUUGUUCCUAACAUUGAUUGGUCGAUUCAAUGCUAUUAAGAUGACUUUUUACCUAAAUUUCUCUAUCUAUUUCAGAUGGUACCAAUCUUCAUCCCUAAGUCCCUUUUUGAUAUUAUUGGUUCUAAAUUGUGUUCAUAUAUAUGGCAGAAUAAAAAUACUAGUUUAAGUAAGAAAUAUUUACAGAAAUUAAAAAAAGAUGGCAGUUUGGCAUUGCCAAACUUUAGAUUCUAUUAUUGGGCAAAUAAUAUUCAAUUUCUUAUGUUCUGGACACAAGAUUUGGAUGAAAUUCAAUGUCCACAACAGGUGAACCUCGAGUGUGAGUCUGUACAGGGGUUCUCAUUGGCUUCUAUUUUAGGGGCUUCGCUUCCCUUUGCACUUACUAAACUGAACAAAAUGAUUACUCCAAUAAUUAAACAUACAAUACGAAUAUGAUUUCAAUUUCGUAAAUUUUCUGGAUUGAAUAAAUUUAUCCUAUCAAGUCUUAUUAUAUCCAAUUUUUUCCUCCAACCAUCCAGAACAGAUCAAGCUUUUCUUUUAUGGAAAAUGAAAGGAAUAAUGUGUUUUUGUGAUUUAUUCAAGGAUAAUUGUCUCAUGUCCUUUGAACGGUUGUCUAAUAAACAUAAUUUGUCUAGAUCACAUUUUUUCAGAUGUUUACAGUUUAGAAACUUUUUGAAGGUUAUUUUACCUACUUUUCUGAUAUCGCAUCAAACUGAAAUUACAGAAAAUAUUUUAGGUUUAAACCCUGUCAGAAGAGUUUAAUAGCAAUUGUUUAUGAUUUAGUUAUGAAAAUAUGUUUAGGUAUGUCUGAUAAGAUUAAGAAUGAAUGGGAAAGAGAACUUCAGGUACCUUUACCCAUAGAGAAAUGGGAGAAAAUUUUCCAACUAGUUAACAUUUCUUCAAUGUGUGCUAGACACGCUUUGAUACAAUUAAGGUGGUUCAUAGGGCCCAUAUGUCUAAGGAUAAGUUAGCUCAUUUUUAUGGUCAUAUAAAUCCUGUCUGUCACAGAUGUAAUUCUGAGGUAGCUUCCUUGACACAUAUGUUCUGGUCUCACCCUCUCUUGGAAAAAUAUUGGAAAGACAUUUUUGAGAUUAUUUCAGUAGUUUUGUGUAUUGAUUUAGAACCUCAUCUUAUUACUGCAAUUUUUGGACUACCAAUGAUUUACUUUAUUCAUUUAUCCCCUUCAGCUUGUUGUUUGAUUGCAUUUGUUACAUUAAUAGCCAGAAGAUCCAUUUUAUUUAAAUGGAAAGAUUCUAAUCCCCCUACUACAUUUCAAUAGUUUUCCCAAAUUAUAACAUGUUUAAACUUGUAAAAAAUUAGGAGUGGUACCACUGAUCCUUCGGUUAAAUAUGAAGAAAUUUGGAGGCCAUUUAUUCAACAUUUUCAUAUGAUGCAAGCUGACCUUUUCCGAAUCCUUUUUAGUAACUUUUUGUGUGUAGAGGAGCGGAGUUAAUGACAAAUAAUGAUCUUAACCGAUGAAAUAUGGCAGCCCAGUCUUCGUUUUGUUUUUUUUUAGUGUAGGGGGUAAAAACUUUUUAAAUCUUUUUCAUGUUCAGUUAUUAAGACAUUGGGAGGUUUAAAUUAAAUAUGUUACUCGGAGUCUGUGUCUGUAUACGUUAACCAUUAGUAAUGUAAUCCUGAUCUCUUUGUAUCAUUAUCAUUAUAUUUAUCAAUUUG
Mobula hypostoma (lesser devil ray) is the source of this 9604-nucleotide messenger RNA. RefSeq names its product zinc finger protein 850-like. The record is from RefSeq and is a predicted model, not a curated record. Lineage: Eukaryota; Metazoa; Chordata; Chondrichthyes; Myliobatiformes; Myliobatidae. The transcript has 2 exons. The coding region runs from base 216 to 2270 and encodes 684 amino acids.